GUGAGGAGAGGGGGAGAGGGAGAGAGAAAGAGAAAGAGAGAGAAAUUGACGACACAAAUCCGUAACAUAUUGUAACUUCACCGUACCAACAGCGGUAGGCCUACACAGAAUUCGCAAGGCAUGUAUUUCCUAUCGGCAGCAACGCAGCAUGGCUACCUUCCAGAACUUAUGCCGGACUUUGUGGAUCCGGGGGGCUAUGGGGAAGUGUCUGGCGAGAUCACUAUCCCGGGCACCGUAGGCAAGUCACAAGCCGACGAAUAUAACACAUUGGAUGAACCUGUCAGAGAAACAAUUAAGGGCAAAGAGACAACCACAGGGAAAUCUGAGCCACCGCAAUACAACACAUUAGAAGAGCCUGUCACUGUCACCAUUAUGCGAGACCUCAGGGCAGUUGGCACAAAAUUCUAUCACGUACUUUAUCCUAAGGAAAAAAAGGCUUUAUUAAAGGAAUGGGAUCUUUGGGGCCCUCUGAUACUCUGCACAUUUCUUGCCAUGAUGGUUCAGGGCUCAGAAGAUGCAGAUAGCGGUGAUGGAGGACCAGAGUUUGCACAAGUAUUUGUCAUAGUGUGGGUCGGUGCAGCAGUUGUCACUAUGAACACUAAGCUCCUAGGAGGAACCAUAUCCUUCUUCCAGUCUGUGUGUGUCCUGGGCUACUGCCUCUUGCCAUGCUGCGGUUCCCUCAUCCUAUGUCGCCUCAUUCUCAUCGCCACGCAGAACAAGCUCCUCUUCAUCCUCAGAUUCAUCGUCACAGUCAUCGGCUUUGUCUGGGCAACCUUUGCGGCAAUGGUAUUCCUUGGUGACAGCCAGCCCAGCACGAGGAAAGCCCUGGCAGUUUACCCCAUCCUGCUCUUCUACUUUGUGAUAUCAUGGCUGAUCUUGUCGCACACAAAUGUCUGAGGGUCCAUGUGGUUUUUAUUUGAGGUCUUAUGCUAGCUGGAGAGGUGUAUGUAGUGUUAGGAUUGUUAUAGACCCCCCCUGGUUCUUUUUCAUUUUUGUGUGUUAGAUUGUGUGUGGGUGUGAUCUUUUUUUUUUUUUUUUUUUUUUUUUCUUUUUCUUUUUGAGUGCAAGUAACUUAUCCUCAAAUGAGAGUUCUCCCCCCUCCCCUUUUUUUCUCUAUAUAUAUGUGGGCAGCAUGAAUGAUGUGAGAAUUCAAGAGAAUGGUCAUUGGGUGGGAGUCAAAGAAGGGGACGUCUCUCUCUGCCUGAGUGCAGUAUAAUUUGACCAGAUCAAACCAGAGGCUGCUUUUUCAUUCCAGUUUGUUGCAAACUCUGUUUAUGGGAGCUGUAUUUUGAAAAUGUUUUCUGUGGAGAAUAACAGUGGGACAAUUCUCAUCAUUUUCACAUGCGUAAUUUAUCCUUCCUGCUUUUCAUGUUACCAUUUUCCUUUUCUUUUCCUUAUAUCGCCCCUUUUCCUCUUUCCUUUUUGUGUCCUCUCAGUGCUUGUUAUGAAGUGUGUAACUUGGGCUCUCUUUUCCACGGCAUUGUUGUAUUGUAUAUAGGCAUUAAUAUAUAUAUAUGAAAAUCAUUCUUUAUCUCUCUCUAUUUUGGUGGGAAGCCCUUUGCUGGCCUAGAAGGGAUGCAUAAUAGUCAUUAUCCACUUUUAAAAGUAAUUUUGAGAUUUUAAAAUAGUUAUUUUUAUGAUUAUAUUUUUUCUUUGGUGACAUGGAGACAUAAAUUAUGGCAUGCAUAAGUGUGAGGAUGUAUGUGUGAAAGUACGAUAUGAACAAAGAAAAAAUUUGUAUACUGCAUUUAAUAUAGUCUUGUUUAGAAUUGCCUUUGUAUUUGUGAACAUUCCAUAACAUAUAUAAUAGAAUAAUCAUAUACUGAAAGAGGUUAGGGGAUUUUUUCAGGUGAAAGUAAAAUACAGAUAUAUUUUUUUUUCAUAUAGUCUCUCUAUGUAUCCCUGUCUUUGAGGCCUUUCCAGCAUAAAACAAACAAACAAACAAAUACACGAAUAUAAGGAGAUAAGAAUACAAGCAUACAUGUAAAUAGAUAAACAAACAAACAAGAACACAAGUAGACAGACCCCCAAGCACACAUAAAACCAGAACAUAAUUAAAUGCAGCUUGUAUGACUCUUCCUUUAACUUCAUGUGUUCUUUGCUCGCUUUAAAAUACCCACAACCAUUUGUUCUUCCAGAUGUAAAUUCAAUGUUUUUCAGCUCACAAUUUAGUUGUGCAUUUGUGCGUGUGUGUUUGUGUGUGUGUGCACAUUUUCAAGUGACAAAUUUGGUCAUGAAAUAUUGAUACUACUGUUGUUUUUGAUGCUAUUUAUUAUUACUAUUACUAUUAGUCUCUGUUUGAAUAUAUAUAUAUUUGGAAACAUUUGUAGACUUUGGUUGUUUUUGGAGCACAUAAUCUUUUUACCAAGAAUUGUAUACUUGACAAGAAAAUACAAAUUGAAAAGUGUUUGAUACACAGAUAGAAGUACUCUUCUUAGUCUUUUUCUCUUUCUCAGUUAGUGUGUGUUGCAGACAAAGAUUUUGCAGAUUAUUAUGGUUAUUAUCUGAAUCAGGAUUGUAUUGCCAAUGUUUGAUUAAUUGUUUAAUGGUUAAUAUUUGAUAUUUGAUUAUUAUACUACUUCUGCCCUUGAACUUAUUCUCUCCCUAUUGAAUAUUUUUCUUCUUUAUCAGCUCUCAGACAUGAUGUAUCAGUUGAUUAUGAUAUUCAUAAUAAUUUUCUGUCCUAAUAUAUUGUUAUUUUCAUCAGAUGAUGCUAUCUUCUCAAUAAAGUAAUUUUAAAAUU
Molecule: messenger RNA, 2743 nt
Organism: Penaeus vannamei (Pacific white shrimp)
Lineage: Eukaryota; Metazoa; Arthropoda; Malacostraca; Decapoda; Penaeidae
Source: RefSeq, a predicted model, not a curated record